Messenger RNA from Scaptodrosophila lebanonensis, 1538 nucleotides. RefSeq lists its product as uncharacterized. Bases 350 to 1408 code for a protein of 352 amino acids. The record is from RefSeq and is a predicted model, not a curated record. Lineage: Eukaryota; Metazoa; Arthropoda; Insecta; Diptera; Drosophilidae. The transcript has a single exon.
CUUGGAACCCCAGUUACCCUUGAACAUUUCAAUAAUAAAGCCUAACGCAUCCAAAUUUCGAAAUCUUUUUUCAGAAACGCACACUUUUAGGUCGCUCUUUAAUUGUCUCUGCAGAUGGAUCAGAAGUCGAAUGCCAAUGCAAAUGAAAAUGGGAGCAAUGCAAUGCACCAUCUGAUCAACCAAUUGCCUACUGGGGGAGAAGGUGAUGGCGGGACGACGGGAAACCACGGCGACCGAGUGUCCGAGACGUAUGAGACGGAACUGGAACUGCAACUGGAGUUGGGUACAGCUCCAAUAACCGGGUACUAUUCCGCCGUUACACUUCGCCGACAAUUCGACGCUAACGAUCAUGGAUGACCUACAUAGGGUCAUGCAGUGCAGCUCGGAGACGACACUGCGUGAGUGCAACGAAGAGGGGGCAUCCAAUAAGUUCAACCCUGUGGAUGACGAGACGCCGACAAUGGUUUUGCAUCGCAUUGCGGAUCUGCGCCUUUUGCUUAAUGCCCAGAUGUGGAGCUGCGAUGCGAAACUGUUGAUCUUCUCGGCCGCGGCCUUUAGCGACAACUAUCGCAGUCUACUGGUCCCCAUACCACCGCUCUUCAUGGGCGAGACAGGCUACGACAUCGACCGCUUGCGUCAUUUGGUGUCUAGAUGGCCCAGUUGUCGACUCAUGCUGCACCACCUGCGCACUGGCUACCUGGAGACGAACGUUAGUGACAUUUAUCUUCUGUACUGGGUGCUCGUUUGGCAGGCACAUCCCUUCCUGUGUCGGCUACCCGUCGCCAGGUUGCGACGACUAUGCGAAACACUGCGACUACAACAUCCGGUUAAGAAGCCCAGCUCCUUUCUGAGUGUGGGCCAGGAGCGUGCACACGAGGAUGCCCAGCGAAGUGUAAAUGGCAAUGGCAACGACAACGGGCGGCAGUUCGCCUACAUGGGCUGCAAUCUAUGUGCGCUAUACCGCUUCCUGGCCAUGGGGAAACUGAUGCAGGAAGACGUCUCCGCCACGCUGAUGUUGUACGCUAAUCCGGAGCUGGCCUUGGCCCACAGCGUCGUCGUUCAAAACUGGCAGCAUUCGCGGUAUGGUUGCGCACUGCGCUGUCUGGUCAUCUGUGAGCUCCUAAUGCCCUCAAAUGUGAUGCAAGUUGGCGGCGACCAAAUGGAGUUCAUUGUAUCCAACACGGACGGCUUGUGUCCGCGCUACUUGCUCAUCUACUCUGGCGUUCCUGCCCCACUGCCGGCGGGAGCGGCCAUGCCCACAGAGUCGUUGCAAUCAGUGGCAAGUGGCGGCGGGCCACGCAAACGCAAGUACCAGCGAGAACGGAACCUUUUCGGCAUUCUCUUCGACUAUCUGGGCUCGUUAGCAGCACGUGCGAAGCGACGCCUUCUAUCCCGACAGGUAUGCUGAGCAGCGGCCAGUUUAUUUGGGAAGUAUUUGUAAUAAAAUUUAAGUUACUCUGCAUUACUUUUCAUCUUUGGCUUCAUAUUAAGCUGCUGCUAUUAUCCCUAAAUUAAUACUAUGUUGCUGUGGCAGUCCA